Wallemia mellicola CBS 633.66 is the source of this 1022-nucleotide messenger RNA. RefSeq names its product major allergen Asp f 2-like protein. Gene Ontology annotation, molecular function: metallopeptidase activity; integrin binding; zinc ion binding. The record is from RefSeq and is a predicted model, not a curated record. Gene Ontology annotation, cellular component: cell surface; fungal-type cell wall; extracellular region. The transcript has 2 exons. The coding region runs from base 216 to 1022 and encodes 268 amino acids. Lineage: Eukaryota; Fungi; Basidiomycota; Wallemiomycetes; Wallemiales; Wallemiaceae.
AGAAGGAGAAGCUAUCAAAUCUUACAAUAAAAUCACAAGAUGACCGCGAAGGUGUGCCUUGUCAGGAACGAUUUUGUUCAAUUGGAAAAACAUCUGCGUGUUAGAAAUUCCAUCAUACCAAGCCAACCGUGAAAGUACACUUUUCUUGGCGUAGUUGGGGGUAUUUUAUCGCAAAUUUUUAGUAUUUUUAAAACUCUACAAUAGAGAACGAUUUAAUGAAAUUUUUCGCUUUUCUCUUAACAGCAGUUAUAGCUGCACCAUUUGAUAACGCGAAAUGGGUUAAUUCACGUUACACAUCUCGUGUCGCUGUUCAUGAAUCAUGUAAUCCUGUUCAGCGUAUACAACUUGAAAAAGCACUCGAUGAUUAUGAACGUCUAGUUCAUAAUGCUAAUGAUUACCUUUUACGUUCUGGACCAGAAGAUGAAUUAGCAAUCAAGUACUUUGGUACAGAUAGUCAAGCACAAAAUCAAGUAGUCGCUGCUGGAAUUUACGACAAUCUCUCUCGUGGUGAUAAAUAUGGUGCAACUUUAAGAUGUGAUGACCCAGACUCUCUUUGCGCUCAAAUUCCAACAUACGCAGGUCAUCAUAGGGGUACGAAUGGAACACUCGAAACUGUCAUUUGUGAUCUUUCAUAUGAGACACGCAAACCAAUUGAACAAGUUUGUGCAUUAGGUCAUCGCGUACCAGAUGAUAACGCUUCAAAAUUCUGGGGAAUUGAUUUUAUACAUCGCUUUUCACAUUUACCAAUAGUUGCAGGUGGUAAUGUUGGUCAUACAGCCGAUGAUUUUGAUUCUUUAAUAGAUUUAGCAAAAAAUAAUGCAAGUGCUUCAGCAUGGAACAUGAAAACUCUUCAAUAUUACGCUUUAGACGCCUGGGCUCACACUUUCGCCAAUCCAGGUGUUGGCUGCGACGAAGAAGAAGCCAGCCAACCAGCACCAGCCCAACCAUCACCAACUGCCGAUGCGCCAGUUUCAUGCCACACCCACGCAAAUGGUGAAGAACAUUGUAGCUCAGAUGGUUAA